CCACCUAAAUGCCCAAACCACCAAAUACCCAACCACCCAAAUACCCAAACCCAACCACCCAAAUUACCCAAAAUACCCAACCACCCAAAUACCCAAACCACCCCCAAUACCACAAACCACCCAAAUACCAACCACCCAAAUACCCCCAUACCACCCCCAAAUACCCAACCACCCAAAUACCCAACCCCAAACCCAACCACCCAAAUACCCAACCACCCAAAUACCCAACCACCCAAAUACCCAACCACCCAAGAUACCCAACCACCCAUACCCCAUACCCAAAUACCCAUACCACCAAUACACAACCACCCAGAUACCCAACCCGACGAACCAAUUCACGGACGAACGAACCAAGAUGAAGCAAUAUUGACACAAAGACACAAAGACUUCCAAAUGAGCUUAACCAGACGAUGGACUCAGGCGUUUUAUAUAUUAAACACAAAAAUUGCUGAAACUAUCCAGAUCUGUGACCGCCCGAAUGUCUUCACCGCGGAAAUGUCACCUGAUGUCACGUCAGCUGGGUCUUCCAGUGUAAAAAAAUGCCGGAAAAAUUGCGUUAAAGUACCGUUCAGCAAGAGUCGAUAUAAUAUUAAGAUCAGAGAAAACGCCCAUCAGGGGCUUAGGAGAACGAGACUUUAA
This is a messenger RNA of Penaeus vannamei (Pacific white shrimp), 639 nucleotides long. The record is from RefSeq and is a predicted model, not a curated record. NCBI's taxonomy places the organism in Eukaryota, Metazoa, Arthropoda, Malacostraca, Decapoda, Penaeidae.